GUCAACUGUCAGCAAAAAUCAGAUCAGAUCAAAGCAAGUCAUUUUUUUUUUUCAUUGUGGUGUACACGCGUUUAUGUGCUGUUUUUUGAAAAUUUGUGAUUAAUUUGUGAAAAUUUGUUAAUUUAUUUUUUCCGCAAGAUGAGUCAAUCACCUCAGCACGAAAAACAUCCGUCCUCCGCGGAUGAGCACGACGACGGUGACGAAAGCGACACGAUGGACGAACUCAAUUCGGACCAGUGCUCGUCCGGCGAGGAGGAAUACGACUCGGACGACAGCGAAAUGUGCCAGGACAUCGUAAACGAUGUGCGCGAUUUGGCCAAACGGGAAAAGAUGGAAGUGCUUAUCGAGGUGAUCAAGAGCCGCACCGAGCAGCUUCGGCUCCAUCGGCAGCUGGAAGUGUACCAGUACGCAAUGGAUGUUCUUGGUGGCGAGAAAACGCGACUCCAGCUGGAUCUGGCACUGACCACCAAGACGCUACUGGUGCUGAAGGAUGCAUUAACUGAACAACGCAAACAGGAUGAGAAAGUUCUCGCUCGACUCAACUUGACGUCGGAUUUUAUUGGCGAUUUGGACAUGAAGCGAGUUCAGUUGAUCAAGGAAAUUCGCCAUUUGACUGCUCAGUUUGCGGAGCAUAGGGCCAAAACUGAACAAACGGCCAACGAACGCCUUCAGGAUGAAAUCAAUCGGUCCCGUCAGCUGCAAGACCAAUUGGAUGCAGUGUACGUCAGCAACAACGAUUUGAAGCAAGAGUUGACGGAAGUGGAUGAAGCUCGUCAAGCGUUAGCUUCCACUCUUUCGGACCGUCUGAAUGAGUUGGCCAAGUUAACCGAGGAACUGCAAGAUGCCCAAAAACGUAUCGAGGUAGACGCUCAGACAAAUGCAAAACUAACCGAGAACGUUGAAAUGUUUCUAACUGAGAAGACACAGCUUGCAACGGAAGUUCUUGAAUUGGAAAACCAAAUGGCCGAGCUGGAGCAGACGAAUGCAGCAAAGUUGGGCGAAAUGGAGCGAAACGCAAACUCUCAACUGUUGGCACUCGAACAGCAGAAAGAUGCAAAGCUGGCGGAAGUUGAACAAGCGUGGAAGAGCAGAUAUGAAGAAGAAAUGAAAAAAGUUGAUGUCAAGCUGACAGAUGCAAAUGCGCAGAUGAAAGAGAUUGAGAAGCAAAAUGCGGAUUUGAAAGAAACAGUUGAGAAAUUGCGAUCAGAUCUGGAGACUACCGCUAAGCAACUGGAGCAGGAAAAGGAGCGAGGAAAAGAAUUGGAUGCUAAGAUUAGUGACAUCCAAACCAUGCUACACGAUCGAGACAAUGAAAUCACUUCUUUGAACAGCAAAUUGAAUGGAGAACAUAAACGAGUCGAUAAGGAAAUGGAGAGAAUGGAAGAGCUUAAUACAAAGCUCAAGGAUCUUCAGAUGGAUAAUGAGAAGAAGGUCAGUGAUCUUGAAAAUCAGCUUGAAAUUGCUCAAAAGGAAACCGAAGUUAUCAAAGCGAAAAACGAGAAGCUUGAAAAUGAGAUGAAGGAUCAAGCCGCCAAAAUCAACGCAAUGGAAUCGACCAUUUCGGAAAAGGAGAAGGAGCAAGCUGCCUUGCAAGAAAAGACAGAAAAGGACGGAAAUGAGCUUCGGAAACUCAGCGUUCAACUGGCCGAACAAAAAUCCACGAUUCAAUCCUUGGAGGAAAAACUGAAAGCAAAAAUUCAGGAAGAUAUUCGGUCAAACGUCGAAAACCUGAACAAUGUAUCCACUGCCCAGAUCACUUCCACGCCGCUUCGACACCCUAAAAUUUCUGAAAGCUUGGACGUUCCGUUAACCAAGAGAAUGCGCCUCGUCGAUAAUGAUGUGAUGAGUGUCCAAUCCAGUAUUUCGAACUACACCAGCUUUCAGGGCAAUGUGGAUCGAAAGCGUGACUCCGGUCGGUUCUUUACCCGUAAGUCACCAGUUCAUGCGAAGAAAAAACCUGAAGCGAGAUCGUUCUUCGCCCGGUCGGAGAAGCAGCACUUGGACGAUGAGCUGAUCAGUUUGGCGAGUACCAUAAAUUUGGAUGAGGAACCGCUGGAAACUGGUAAUCUGAGCAUUAGCGUAUCACCAGUCCCACUUGUGAAACCAUUCUUCCGCAGGCAGUCGGAGAAAAAGUAGCUUUUUACCGUUUCUUAACGCUGACUAUAACGUUUACAACAUUCAAUGAAUUCGAUCGAAAGAUUAAGAUUGUUUCUUUUUCCAUUCUAGAUUAAUCAUAUUUAUUAGAAUACACUCAAUAAUGAUUGUACAUAUGUAAAAAUACAAGAUCUAGUGUAAAUCGUA
Messenger RNA from Aedes albopictus (Asian tiger mosquito), 2301 nucleotides. It is a transcript of the gene c(3)G, whose product is annotated as putative leucine-rich repeat-containing protein DDB_G0290503. Bases 139 to 2136 code for a protein of 665 amino acids. The record is from RefSeq and is a predicted model, not a curated record. Lineage: Eukaryota; Metazoa; Arthropoda; Insecta; Diptera; Culicidae. The transcript is spliced from 5 exons.